Dictyostelium purpureum is the source of this 552-nucleotide messenger RNA. RefSeq lists its product as uncharacterized. The transcript has a single exon. The coding region runs from base 1 to 552 and encodes 183 amino acids. The record is from RefSeq and is a predicted model, not a curated record. Lineage: Eukaryota; Evosea; Eumycetozoa; Dictyosteliales; Dictyosteliaceae.
AUGUUUUCAUUAAUGGAUUUAAUUUUCUAUUUUUUUGCAGUACUAGUUAUUCUAUACUGCAAAUUUUCAACCAAUAAUAAUGACCAACAAACCCAACAAACCCAACAAACCCAACAACAACAAACCCAACAACAAACCCAACAACAACAACCACAACAAACCCAACAACAACACCCACAACACACCCCAACAACCCAUUAUAGUUUAGUUGAGGAUAUUGAUGAAAUAAUCCAACAACAACAACAACAACAACAUCAACAUCAACAUCAACAACAACAUCAAUUUCAAUUUCAUUAUCAACAUCAACAUCAACAUCAACAUCAACAUCAACAUCAUCAACUACAACUACAAUAUACACCACACCCACACUCACAACCACAAAUUGUUCCAACAACCUAUUCUAAUUUUGAUGAGGAGUUAGAUCAAAAAAACAAACAACAAAAUCAUCAUCAACACCAAUAUCAAAAUCAUCAUCAGGAUCAGCAUCAACAUAAUCAUAAAAAAAGAGAAAAAGGCGAUGGACACGAAACAAGAAAUAGAAAGAAGAGGUAA